CAGGGGGCAUCCCAGGCUGGCCGGCCAAGCGGCGUGCCUCUAUUGCAGCCCAUUCAGAUUCUGCCAGCUCUUCCCACUUCCUAACCCCUCUUCUCCUGGCAUCAGCUCCUCUUUCUCCGAUUUCCCUCCCCCCGGUAGUUUUUACAUCACUGACACAGACUUCCUGUGAGUCAGCACAGCAGACAUUAGAGAAGUAAGUGGGAGAAGAAGAUGAUGAGACAAAAGUGUGUGGAAAGGGGGAAAUCUGGGCAAUGACAAUCGCUGAAUUCAAACCUUCCCGCUGAAGGAAAGGAGACGCAGCGAUUUAAGGAUCCAUGAAAAGAAGCAAGAACUGUUCUCCAAACGCGGGCAAUGAAAACCGACGUCGGCACUUCAGUUGGGUCUCAAACCCCUUCGAGCCACGGCAGGCCAAGAGAGUUGGAGGCCACGGUAAGAAAGACCCUUAAAUGAACUCCCUGCCAGCUGAGGCCCAGUUUCCAAGAAACCAAAGGAUGGAGAACCCGACGGUGAUUAAGCUGGAGCUCACUGAGGUGGAAGAUCUGAUCAGACACCCCCGGGAGAGGUCGUACACCUGCACUAUUUGUGGGGACAGUUUUAACCAUAAGGGUGUUCUGGCCGCACAUCAAAAGACCCACAAGGAGGAGGUGCUGGCAGAUGGGCACAAGCAGGACAGAAGCAUUGACCCAGCAGCUCAGCCAAUGAUCCAGCAGGUCGUGAAAAUGGAAGAGGAGAGCAGCAAGGACGUCCAAAAUCCAGCUGGAGACCUCUCAGUGUCUCAGGAAGCCCCUAGGAAGGAGAAGCCCCACUCCUGCCCUGAAUGUGAGAAGAGCUUUAAGAUGAAGGUGGACCUCACCAAGCAUCUCAGGACUCACACAGGGGAGAGACCCUUCCCAUGCACCGACUGUGGCAAGAGGUUCAUCACCAAGUCACAGCUGAAGGAGCACCAGAGAAUCCACACUGGAGAAAGGCCGUAUCCUUGCGCAGACUGCGGGAAGAGCUUCACCCAGAAGUCGCAGCUCAUCGUCCACCGCCGAAUCCACACCGGUGAGAAACCCUAUCCGUGCGGCAGCUGCCAGAAGAGCUUCGCCGACAAGUCUCAGCUGGUCGCCCACUGCCGCAUCCACACCGACGACCGCCCCUUCCAAUGCGGGCUCUGCACCAGGGCUUUCCGCCAGAAGAUCACCCUGAUCAAACAUCAGAGGGUGCACAGCAGGGACGGGGCAUGCCGGCGUAGCGGUCCCGGGUCCCUUGCCAGCGACGCAUCGCGGCUCAUCGUGCCCGAGUCCACGCCGGACGGGGGGAGGAUAUUCCGGUGCAGCACGUGUCGGAAAGCGUUCAAGAAGAAGUCCAUCCUGGUGACCCACCAGCGAAUCCACACUGGGGAGGAGCCGUAUCACUGCAGCGAGUGCCGGAAGGGCUUCCGCCAAAAGAUCCACCUCAUCCGCCAUCAGAGGACCCACGCCCGCGUGCAUGCCCAUGUCUGCGCCCAGUGCGGGGACAGCUUCAGCAGCAAAGGGGAGAUGCUGCGGCACCAGAAAUGCCACCACUCAAGUGAGGGGCCCCACACGUGCAGCGAGUGUGGGAAGAGCUUUAGCCAGAAGGUGGGCCUCACAGCCCACCAAAGGGUCCAUGACAGGGAGAAGGGGGCUUUUAAGGGGAGCCCCAGUGAGGCAGGAGCUCACGGGGGCACAGAAGGGAAGCCCCCUGCUGAAAAUGGGGCAGGUGGUGGCCACCAAGUGGACUCCUCCGCAGCGGUGCCACGGAAAGGCGAGGUUUACACGUGUCCCCAGUGCGGCAAGACGUUCACGAAGAAAGGCAACUUGGCCAACCACCAGCGGGCCCACGCGGAGGAGCGGGUGCACCGGUGCGGCGUCUGCAGCAAGGCGUUCAGCAAGCGGGGGGAGCUGACCAAGCACGAGCGCAUCCACACCGGGGAGAAGCCCUACGCGUGCGGGCCGUGCGGCAAGCGCUUCACCCAGCGCACCCAGCUGGUCACCCACCAGCGCAUCCACACGGGUGAGAAGCCCUACCCGUGUGCCGACUGCGGCAAGCGCUUCAUCGACAAGUCCCGGCUCACCGUGCACCGGCGCAUCCACACCGGGGACCGCCCCUUCCCCUGCGCCGUCUGCGGCAGAGGCUUUCGCCAGAAGAUCGCGCUGGUCAAGCACCACCGGGUGCAUGAGAGGGCCAAGCUGGAUGGGCACCCUGAGGGCGAGCGGGCUGCGAGCACCCCUGAGGACAGUGGCGGCAAGGAGCAUGGGUGCAGCCAGUGCGGCAAAUGCUUCAGCACGAAGGAGAACCUAGCCAGCCACCAGCGGCUCCACGCGGCCGAGAGGCCCUUCGGGUGUGAGGAGUGUGGGAAGAGCUUCACGCAGAAGGCGCAGCUGGUGGUGCACCGGCGCAUCCACACAGGCGAGCGCCCUUUCCCGUGCGCCGACUGCCCCAAGAGCUUCAUCGACAAGUCCCGUCUCAUCGUGCACCGCCGGACGCACACGGGUGAGCGUCCCUUCCAGUGUGCCGCCUGCGGGAGGGCUUUCACCCAGAAGAUCGCCCUCACCACCCACCAGAGGGUCCACACCCGGGAGCACAAGCCAGCCCAGGAGCUCUACAAGUACUCCAAGUGCGGGGAGAACUACAAGGCUGAGCCCGGGGAGGAGUGGCCGUUCCCCUGCCCCGUGUGCGGCCGCGGCUUCCGCAAGGAAAUCGCCCUCAUCACCCACCAGCGGGUCCACACCAAGUACGAGCCCAACCGGUGCAACAAGUGCGGGCACGUCUUCCCCGACCGGGCCCAGCUGCUCCUGCACCAGCCCUCCCAUGCCGAGGACCGGCCUUUUAAAUGCGACACCUGCGGGAAGGACUUCAAGAGGAAAGAGAUCCUCAUCACCCACCAGCGAAUCCACACGGGUGAGGCACCGUUUAAGUGUGUCCAGUGCAGCAAAAGUUUCUCCCAGAAAGCCAACCUCACGAAGCACCAGCUGACCCAUGCACGCCGGGGUCCCUUCAUCUGCUCGGACUGUGGGCAGAGCUACACCACGGUGGGGCACUUCAAGAGGCACCAGAGGAACCACCUGAAGAAGAAGGACCCUCCUGCGGAUGGGAAGGAUGCGGCAGAGAGGCCCAACGCGGGCGGGGAGCAGCAGAUGGGCGAGCACAACGGGCCCGUCAUCGUGGUGAAGACGGAGGUCAAUGCAGACGGCUACGAGAUCCUGCCGGUCCCAUGAUGACUGGUCCCUAGCAGAGCAAGAUGUGCUUACAAAAACGUCAUCCAGUAGCUCAUGCAGGAAAGGGAGCCCAGAGCCCACUCCCGGCGCUGCCAACCCAGAGCGACCUAAAGUCAAGCCAACCUGAAAACAAGGGCACGGCUGGCUUCAACCCACAAGGUUUCAGGACGAAAGAACAAUGUACUGGGGGUUGCCUUUAUUUGCCUUCUGGCUUAGGAGCCUUCAGGGGAUCGUGCUUACAAUUUUUCUCUGCCCCCGCGUGGGAGAGAAGCUGACUUAUUUUUUUUAAUGAAAUCUGUGAUUUCCGAUAUAUGCACUUGACUCCAGGAGCUGGAGAUUUAAGGGAGGGAAAAACACCAAAUAUUAUGAGAGUCAGCAACACUGACUCUCCCCAUGGGCUUCAGUGGAAGCUGGAUAAGAGCCCAUACCCUAGCACUCAGCUGCGGACACCAGAAGCACUAAUUCAUAUUCAGCCUGCCCUCCUGAGUCCCAGGUAGACUUUGGGAGAACAUCUUCUGCAUCCUUCAUUCCACAGAGCAAUAAAGAGAGGACGACAACACCAAGGGACCCCAUAAGGGUGGACCCGGGGCUCAUGCAGAGCCCUAUCGAAAUUAGUGAGGCUCUAUAGGGGAUGCAGAUGUUCUCAAGUGUGGACCACAUUGCAGGAGUGGGGCCCUGGAAAAAGAGCACCUGCUAGAAGCUGACAGUGUUUUUUUCAAAGUCUGAUGCUCUCGAUGAUCACACUUUAAAAAAAACUCCUGCGUGGUUUUUAUUUCACGCUGGGAUCACUGACAUUAUUUUAUUUUUUUUAAUAAAGGCAGGUCACUGCAGACACAGCUUCCACGCAAUGCUAUGGUUAGGAAUUGAAACAGCUGUUCCUCAGCCUGUCUGACCACUGCCUUCUUCCAGGUUACUUCUGGGGUGUGCCAAGGUGUAAACCUGGAGUAACGCAGGGGGAAAGCAGGCCCGAGAUGCUUCAGACCCGCAGCAAUAUAUGAGUGAGUGGAAUGAUGUUGUUGGAAACCAGCCAACUGAUACCAUGCAGCAUCUGCUCCAUGAUUCCCACCCUAAACAUAGCUCUGGCACUCCUGCACCUAGCCAUUUUACUGUCAUUUUACUGAGUAUGGGGUGUACUCAAGGGAGCAUUGCUAGGGCUGCUGGAAGGCCCUGCACCUUGUCUUCUCUGCCUUGCAUUUGAAUUCCUAACCCUAGCAUUGCACUGACAUGCAUAAAACCCCUCGGAGAAGGAAAUACGUGGCACAGUCCUGUGACCCUGUAGUUCCAACAGCGCAAUCCUACAGGAGUGAUGCUGCCCAGCCUGCCGACCCCAGAGCAUAUGCAAGGAGGGGUUGCUUAUCCCCACCCCGCGCUCUUCCCCUUCAUGGUUUCAGGUCUUGUUGAGCACCUAUCCUUCCAUUGCCGUCUAGUCCUAUGGAUUAAUGCUGCUGAGAUUGCUAGGUGAAGCCAGUGUUUCCUAGCUCCAGUCUCAGCUGAACACGAGCCCACGAAAACCCACUGAGUCCCCGCAACAUGGAGGAGCUUCUUUCCACUCUGGGCUGAAGGGAGCAGUGGUAUAUCAGAUGCACUCCUCAUCUUUUUGUCAACUUUGGGCCAUCCCAAUGGAUAUUCUGCUCUCACCGUCAUCCCCCAUGCAGUGGAGAUGGUGGCAGAGGUCACGGUGGUUUGGGAAAUAGUCCUGUCUUCUGCUGUCUCAUGUUAAAAGUGUUAGGACUUGCAUGAGAGGCAGGAUCUUUAUUCCUUAAGAGUUCACAUACUCCCCUCCUGAAGUCAUCACACAUCAACGGGGUUAGAGGGAAUGUCCCAAGGGACAUUUGCUUCCAGGCACUCUUCCACAGCUGCAUACAUGCCAAGAGAGUUCCCGGUAUCCCUAAAAUGUUCCUUUAAAUUCCUUCUAAAUCAUACCAGCAUCAUGAAGCACAGGAUCCCAUGGUUGGAAGGGACUUCUAAAGUCUUCUUGUCCAACCCCCAGCAGUCCAGCUGUGCGGCGAACAUCAUUUUAAGCACAUGAACCAUCUUAGAGGGGCUUAAGAGUUAGACAAGCAUGAAAGCAUUUGCAGGGUCAAGGCCUCAAUGAUACGUCUCCUUCCUUAGUAUUAGCAGCCUUGAUUUCUUCGUAGACUUAUGGUACCUGCCAUCCUUCUGCCUGUAGCUAAUGCUGCUCUUUCAGCCUCUGCAAAAAGUCAGUUUUAUUCUGCUAACCGUGGCAAAGAGCUCUGCCGUCACAGGGGACUCAAGAUGGUGAAAUUAUUAAUUGCUGUAGUCAACAGUCCAUUGUAAAAGGACAUACCCCAGGCCAGGUUUUAAAUGAUUUUCCCUGGUAGCCUGUGCAACGUCCGCCUAAUUCCAGAGCUUGCUAAUAAAUUUAAAAAUCAUUCCCUUCCCUUUUAUCCAGUCCCAACGCAGGGAAAUUAGCAACAGAACGUCUCGAUAGCAAGCCAAGGGUGUCAAUGGAAACCAAAACACCUGACACAUCCAUGCAAAGAUAUAACAUAUUGAAACAACAAGAUGUUUUCCAGAAUUUGGGGGGUGUAAAAGCAACUUUCUGUGCCAAAUAUUCUUCAACCAAAAACACUUGAUUGGCUGUAUUGUGCUUCUCAGUUUGUAAUGUAGAGAUGCAGAGUUAUCUCAUAUCUCCUGGAGCCUCAGUAAGCAAUCCCCCUACCUAUUAAGCCAAAUCUCUGGGCACCACAACAGUAGGAAUAAGCUAUCCAAAAACUGUAACCUGUUUUCUUCCCUUCUAUAAUGAAGUCUGACUUCUAUAAUUGGGUUAGCAUCUUGCAAAGACUACCCAGUUGCCACGAAUAUAAUCGAGUUACAGAGUGUUUGGGAACUGCUCAUUUGGCGCGUGUGAUUGAUCACAAAUCACAUGGGAUAACGUGCGCCCUCUGAUCAGAAUAACGAGUUUGUUUCCGAACAGGAGAGAAACCAAAUGAUGCAGAGCAAAUGUUUGCAAACAUGAGGCAUGCAAAUAAGGAACAGACACUUCCCAAACGUCAGCGAUCACAAAAACCCAAUCAUACAAAGCUCUUCGUGAACUCUGUUGAGGGAUUUUUUUUGUCAGCUCCAGAAAAGUGACUUCAGGAGGGACGAAUUAACAGAAGCAGAUGAAUUCUUAAGAAAGCAAAGAGGCUGUUUUCCUGCAAAUGUUGCUAGGGAUGGCAACACCACCAAAAGCAGAAGGGCUAUUUUUUAAAGACACCUGCAGGAGUAUGCUCAGAGCUUUCUGUGAGGUUUGUGGGAUCAUUUAAGCCACAUUGGCAACUACAUUUGAGAAAUGGGCCUUGUUCUAAAGAAAUAAGUUUUAUUUGGGGGAGGAGGGAGGAAUGCAAGGUUGCAACACUGUAAGGUGAAAGUAUCCAGAGACAGGACUUCUAGUAAAUAGGACAACAGCAAAAAUAAGGUCUCACUCCUGCCAAAUAGCAUCCGUACACAUCAGACCUGUCAUAGUCUUCUAAACUCCCCAGCUGCUGGGAACAGAUUCACUGGAGUGGUUAGCAACCACCACGACUUGCAUCGAUUGCUCUUCUUGAGCUCCUGAAAAGGACAGCAGGAUCUCACCGUGCCUUGACUUACAAAAGUGGCCCACCUGUGUUGCACAGGCUCGCCCUCCCGCGAAUGGUUUGUAGGAUCAGUAGUUCGCACAAGAACGUAGCCUUCUUUUUACAGGUCACCAGCCUGCACGCAAAGGAAGAAGAGGGACGAGCUCUGCAACGUUGCUAACGUUGCCGAAAAGGCUCUUUUGGUUUGCAGUGCUAACGAACUACUCCGCAUUAUCGCUAGCCCUGUUGGUAUCAGAAAGAAGAUGUCUACACCAGGGCAGGAGCAUAUGCCAGGAGAGGCCGAAGCACAUCCCACGCCAUGCAAGCCCCAUCCAUCAGCAUCUACAGGCAUGCUCUCAACCCGGAUAUUUGUUGGCAAAGCUGUUCCAGGCUUAGGCCCCGUGACUGCUUUCAGGUUCCCAGGAGAUUGGGAACUUGAGAGCAGCCUCAGCGGUGUGUGGGGCAUGCUGAGGCCUGGUUUGCCCGGGACCUGCUGCCACCCUUGUGUAGAGAAGCCCCUUGAAGAAAAGGUGAAGUUGGCUGAGACUGGGAGAUAGAUUUUCAGCUUUGUGAAGAGGCCAGUAUAGUUCACAGUGUGUGUGUGUGUGUGUGUGUGUGUGUGUCAGGAGGGUGUUCAAAUUCCCUGAUACAUUUUUAAGUCUUUAUUUAUUAAAAUCCAGAUUGUAUCACUGAAGAAUAUUAAUGAACUAGCGAGAACUGUGGACCUCACCUGGGAACGCACUUCUUCUCUCCAAAAUCUAACAUACGAGUUGGUGGUCUUAACUUGUCGUUCUUUCCUAGGUUUCUUUUUAUAAAAAAAAAAUAAAUAAAUUAAGUUUUUCCCGUAAUUCUUUUUAAUCAACUCAUUUCCUUCCAUGCAUACUCUGGGCGACACGCAACGCGAUCCUUGUACUUAUCUACCUCUAGCCUAGAUUUUUACUGGAUUCUUCUGAUUUGCUUCUCAUUUUUGGAAUAAAAGGCUUUACUAAACUAA
This is a messenger RNA of Alligator mississippiensis (American alligator), 7775 nucleotides long. RefSeq names its product zinc finger protein 585A-like. The record is from RefSeq and is a predicted model, not a curated record. Lineage: Eukaryota; Metazoa; Chordata; Crocodylia; Alligatoridae. The transcript has 2 exons. Bases 447 to 3221 code for a protein of 924 amino acids.